This is a messenger RNA of Loa loa (African eye worm), 162 nucleotides long. RefSeq lists its product as hypothetical. Lineage: Eukaryota; Metazoa; Nematoda; Chromadorea; Rhabditida; Onchocercidae. The record is from RefSeq and is a predicted model, not a curated record. The transcript has a single exon. Bases 1 to 162 code for a protein of 53 amino acids.
AUGUACAAAGACACACAUACGCGUACGGAAAAACGUGGAGUGGUACACCGCAAAGAAACAAACGUAAAUAUAUACAGUAAGGUACAUGAACGUGAGUAUAACCGCGUUUACCUAACAACGUCCAUAGCAUUGUAUGGAUGGAUACGGAACGUCUGUUACUAA